Sorex araneus (European shrew) is the source of this 7045-nucleotide messenger RNA. It is a transcript of the gene PELI2, whose product is annotated as pellino E3 ubiquitin protein ligase family member 2. Gene Ontology annotation, biological process: protein polyubiquitination; regulation of Toll signaling pathway. The transcript has 6 exons. The coding region runs from base 367 to 1629 and encodes 420 amino acids. Lineage: Eukaryota; Metazoa; Chordata; Mammalia; Eulipotyphla; Soricidae. Gene Ontology annotation, molecular function: protein binding; ubiquitin protein ligase activity. The record is from RefSeq and is a predicted model, not a curated record.
UCGGCGGCGGCGGCGGCGGCGGCGUUGGCGGCGGCGGCGGCGUUGGCGCUCGGCGCGGCCAGGUUCCCCCCUGCCCGCCACUCUCCUGCCGCCCGGUCCCAUUUGUGGCCGAGUCCCAGCUCGGGGCGGUCGCGGCGCUCGCGGAGCUCCCGGGAGUCCUCCCCCCCCCCCACCUCCAGCCCCCCUCGUGGGGGCCGCCGCACAGUCACGACGGAGCAGCCCCGGGACUGGCCGCCUCGCGCCCCCUUCGCCGCCGUGCCCUUCCCCGGCGCGCUCACCCCCUUCUCGGGAUGGGAUUGUAGCGGCGGCGCGGACUCGGCGGGCAUCGCGGCGGAGGCGGCGGCGGCGGCGGCCGAGCGGGGCUCCAUGUUUUCCCCCGGCCAGGAGGAGCACGGCUCCCCCAAUAAGGAGCCGGUGAAAUACGGGGAGCUGGUGGUACUGGGGUACAAUGGUGCUCUGCCUAAUGGAGACCGAGGACGGAGGAAAAGCAGAUUUGCUCUUUAUAAACGGCCCAAGGCUAAUGGAGUCAAACCCAGCACAGUGCACGUGAUCUCCACGCCUCAGGCAUCCAAGGCUAUCAGCUGCAAAGGUCAACACAGUAUAUCAUACACUCUGUCCAGGAAUCAGACUGUGGUGGUCGAGUACACUCAUGAUAAAGAUACAGACAUGUUUCAGGUGGGCAGAUCAACAGAAAGCCCUAUUGACUUCGUGGUUACAGACACAAUUUCUGGCAGUCAGAAUAAUGAUGAAGCCCAGAUUACACAAAGCACCAUCUCCAGGUUUGCCUGCAGGAUUGUCUGUGACAGGAAUGAGCCAUAUACAGCACGGAUAUUUGCAGCAGGAUUCGACUCUUCCAAAAACAUCUUCCUUGGAGAAAAGGCAGCAAAAUGGAAAAACCCUGAUGGCCACAUGGACGGGCUCACCACCAACGGUGUCCUGGUGAUGCAUCCAAGAGGGGGCUUCACCGAGGAGUCCCAGCCUGGCAUCUGGAGAGAGAUCUCUGUCUGUGGAGACGUCUACACCUUGCGAGAAACUAGAUCAGCUCAGCAGAGGGGAAAACUGGUGGAGAGCGAAACCAACGUUCUGCAGGACGGCUCCCUCAUCGACCUGUGUGGGGCCACUCUCCUCUGGCGAACCGCAGAUGGCCUUUUCCAUGCGCCCACUCAGAAGCACAUCGAGGCACUGCGGCAGGAGAUCAACGCAGCGCGGCCACAGUGCCCGGUGGGGCUCAACACGCUGGCCUUCCCCAGCAUCAACCGCAAAGAGGUGGUGGAGGAGAAGCAGCCCUGGGCGUACCUCAGCUGCGGCCACGUGCACGGCUACCACAACUGGGGCCACCGCAGCGACACGGAGGCCAAUGAGAGGGAGUGUCCCAUGUGCCGGACUGUGGGGCCCUACGUGCCUCUCUGGCUCGGCUGCGAGGCGGGCUUUUAUGUUGAUGCAGGACCGCCAACUCAUGCCUUUACCCCCUGUGGACAUGUGUGCUCAGAGAAGUCUGCAAAAUAUUGGUCUCAGAUCCCCCUGCCCCACGGGACUCACGCAUUCCAUGCUGCGUGCCCUUUCUGUGCCACGCAGCUGGUGGGGGAGCAGAACUGCAUCAAACUGAUCUUCCAAGGUCCAGUUGACUGAUGCCCUUGACAGCCGUCUACCACUUUAUUAACAAUUUACUGUGAAGAUUUUGCCACUAACUCUAGAUUUUACCUUUUUAUAAUCCUGUUUGUUAAGGGGUGGGGUGGGCCUGUGGCUGGGAGGAUACCCUGAGGAUAGCCGGCAGGAGUGUCGUGGCUGGCAAGGGGGCAGGGGGGUGGGGGGGUGGGGGCGCACGUUCAGUGCCUCGGCUGGACGUUGACUUCUGAUUAAAUCACACUCUUUGUGUCAUGGGAUUCCAGGCGCCCUGCUUUUGUUUUCACCUGGAAUCUUUCAGCAGGUAUUUUCCUCUGUAAGACAUGGACAAGACUCCCACUGUGUUUCCCACCAUGCAGAUGAAGUGUGCUGGAAAGUGAGCUCAGUUGUGCAGCCUUCCCCGCGGCAGCGGGCAGGGAGUUAACUGAGGGGCCAGUAGGAUCUGCAGAUCACUUGACAGAGGCUGAGACCUGACCCAGGACCAAAGGGGACAGCUCUCGGAAAUGGUACUAGAGACAGGAGGAGACCGUAGGCAGACUCAAAGCGUUAUUUUUCCAUCUGGGGCUCUUUCUGAUUUAUUUUUCUUACUUUUGGGGAGAGAGACUAUUAAGAUGUUUUCUUGUUUUCUCUUCUUUGGUGACUUAAUUAGUUUAUACACCCGUUACAAAGUACUUGGAUUUUUUUCAAGAGUUUUCCAUAACUUUUUUGUCAAUCUUUUCUUAUUUCUGUCUAAUAUGGGUUGUCCCUGAUACUCAUCUUGCAUGGCUAGAACUGUUUGGUUGGUUAGAAUGUAACAAAUCCUUAAAAUGCAUUAACUUAGGGUGGUUAUCAUAACAGUAAACAUGGCCUAGGUAGCAUACUAUGAAGUUUUUUCCUUUUUUUUUUUUUUUUGGCCUACUGAAUUCUGAGUAAAAGUAAGAUUUUACUUUUUUUGAAACUACUUCUUGUCAUUGACUAUAUAUAUAUGUGUGUGUGUGUAUAUGUAUAUACACACACAUAUAUACACAUAUGUUUGUACACAUAUAUUUUAUAUAUGUAAAGUCAUAUAUUUCAGUGACUUUAUAUAUACAUAUGUGUGUAUAUAUACAUAUAUGUAUAUGUAUAGGUAUGUAUGUAUCCUGUAAGAAAGCCAAAAUUCUGUGAGCCUAAAAGCAACAUUUCAGUCAUUUUUCUUCAUUCCCUCUCCACCAUCUGUCACCUUCUCUUGCAGCUUACAGAGCCCUGUAAGUUUUGAAAAUGUUUGCAAAUCAAACUAAAUUUAAAUGUGAUCAUUAGAUAUACACAACACCAAGUGGUACAUCUGCAGAGAUAAUUUGAAAUUCCUGAUUUCAAAAGAGCUAAUGAGUGUUUACGGAGGAAUAAUUAAAUCAGAAUUUCAUAUGAGCACCACCAUCCCUCUCUGUUAGUUCCAUUUCAUUUUGAAUAAUAAUUCUUGGAUGCUCAUUCUCUGUGCUGGGUACCAGGAGUAUCAUGGUCCCUAGAAUGGAAAGAUCCUGUACUGACAAAGCUGGCCAAGACAAAUUGGAUCCUUAUCACAUGGAGCAAGUAUUGACUUAAACUAACAUUCUCUUAUAUUGACAAUUACAGAUUUCUGCUACAUCAUUUUAGCCUUUGGAAGAAUAUAUGGUUUAUUAUAUGAUCAAAAUUGGCUUUUCCCUGUUUUGCUUGCUAGCAAAUGUUUGCCUUAUUCUCAAUUGUUCUAAACCAUUUUGAAUGUCAUUGAAGUUAUAAAAUGCAUUAUUCUUGAUUGCUGCUGCUUAAUUGGACUUAAUACUUAACAGGUUCAGCCUGUCGAUUUUAAAACAGCUUUAUUUUGCAGUGGAGAUUUUUUUUAAGAUGAGGCAUUUUGUUUUGAAAUGCUAAUGCUGGUGUGAAAACCCAGCAUUAGUCCUCUUACUCAUCUCACACUCUUCUUAUAAAGCAGAAAACUGAAGGACAAAAGUGAAAUUGUCCAGAAUAAUUUGUCAAAUAACAUUUGACUUAGCCAGAGUCUCCAGUGAUUAACUCUUUCACUAGAGAGUCUUCUUCAGCCUUAUUGAGUUCCACAAAAUGGAAAAGGAGGCACAUGGGCCCUCUGCAUCCUAUAUGGCCAGAAGAUGUUUUAAAAAAGUGGUUUGAUAUCUUAAGAGCAUCAUGUGUGGUAAUUGAUCUUAUAUCCAAAGGGCUGGAUUUUACCUAUCAAAGAAUGUUUUCUAUAAAUGAUGCUAUGGUAAAAUUUUUCCAUGUGAGGGACAUUGUUUAGUUGACCUUUGAACAACAGGUUUGAACUGUGCAGUCCACUUACCCGUGGGUAUUUCCCAUAAGUAUAUGGGGACAUAUUUUAGACAUUGGCAACAGUUUUUAAAAAAAACAACCUCAAAAAUCGUGUAGGCUAGAAAUAGUCCAAGAAGAAAGUUAGGUAAGACAUAAGUGCACAAAAUACGUGUAGAUAAUGAUCUAUUUGUUUGCUACCUUAAAUACAUACAAAUUUGUUACAAAAAGCUUAAAUUUAUCAAAAUCAUGUACACAAACCAGGCUGUACAUAGUACAAUUAGAAGGCAAGAGAAAGGCAAUCACAUGUCACAAUGCAUUACUGAAUCACACAGUGUAUAACUGUAGUGCUUACCACCCUCCAGUAGUCAUUCCAUCACCACUUCCUGUUGCUUAAGUGUGAGAGUAUCCACUGAACACAGGUGAUGUUAAGCAGCACCACAUGAGCAGCUCGUCUCCCCAAUUUGGAAAAAAAAAAGUUAUACUUGGAUUUUUGACUAUGUGGGGGUUCAACUCCCUUCAUCUGUGCUGUUCAAGGGUUGGCAGUAUAUGUCUAGUGUUUCUGCACGUGACACAUGCUCUGAAGUAGAGUUAUCUUCCAACCUGAAAAGUUCCUGAGAGAAGUCAGCCAAAAUGUCAGUUGGAUUUGGGGUUGUAAAUCUGAAGCUUUGGUACCAGUGACCCCCCUCUCUCAGCUCCACUUUGGUACCAGUGACCCCUCUCUCUCAACUCCACCUCUGUUCCUUUGACUUGCGAGUGAGGCCCUCCACCUCACUGGUGUAAAGAACCUCUGAGAGGAGCGAGGUGGCAGGUCUACAGAAAGAGGCCUUGGAAGAGGCCAAGAAGAUCCCUGAUCUGGGCUAAUGAGAUUCCCCCUAGAGAGGAGAGCAGUUUCCUUUGUGAGAAUAGAGAGCUCUAGCCCACCAACUCUCCAGUAAUACGUAUAGUUCAGAAAGGGCCCUCGUUCUCAGAGGUCACUUCAUUUUUGCCUGUCUUACUUGCCAUCAUCCCACUCAUGGGUGAUUUCCCCUCCCCCAAGUGCAUCCAUAGGAAAUUGCCCAGCACUUCUCCUGACCUCGGCCUGACCGAAAUGCCUUUUGUGAAUAUAUUUCCAGAAGGAAAGUCCCAGUGAUAUAUUCCCAUAGAUAUUUUUUUUCAGUUGUUUAUAUCAGUCUACUACAAAAAAAAAGGAAAAAAUACAAUUCCAAGUGAAUAGGACACAACUCUGAAUAUUUUUCUAGUCCAGAAUUUUUUUAUUGUUAAUAAUCGGUGCUGCCGGGUCAUGCAUGCUGCAACUCUUAACAUCCCCCUUAUUUGGUUCCACUUUUUGCAAAAAAGGGCUACAGUUCACACUGCAGAGUAAGUAUUAAGCUUUCUGGGUUUCUAGCCGUGGCCCAAAAUAAUUAAAACCUUUUAAUAUAAAUAGAAAGCAUAUUUAUCAUUCCUCAAUAGUUAAUUAUAGAGUUUGGUACCUUUGUGCCUCAGGGAAGCCACGUGAUUUAACUGGUUAUAGAAUUUCAGGGUUAGGGUUUAAAGAAAGGAGAAAGCCAUUGGGAAAAUGAUGGACUCCAUUAAGGAGACUAAUGAAUCUGGAUGUGGAAGUAUGCCAGGUACUGGCAUUCACAUGAUUGUAAUAGAAAUUUAUUUCCAGUAUCAAUAAGGAAACUAUUUUAAGUUAUUUCAUAUACUGUAUUAGGAAAGGUGAGAAUGCUUCAUAAAGCUUCAAUGUUUCUUUUUGUUUGUUUUUUGUUUUGUUUUGUUUUUGCUUACAUAGAAUUCAAACCCCUGUUAUUUGGGAGCUCAGUAUUGUCAUUUGGGCACUUUUAAAGGGCAUGUUUCUGCUUUCUAAUUUAGUGUAAGGUAAAUCACAGAGUUGUUGCCUGCAGUAGAGAAUUGUUCUAUGAUUCUUGAUCAGUUACUUUUACACUUUUACAAAGCCAUUCUAAUCUUUGGAUUUGUAUGAAAGGGUACAUGUUCAACCACCAUCAGUGCUGGUUGAAAAUCAGUUUACCCUCAUGUAGUCCUGCCUCAUACUGGUGGAACUUCUGAUGAGACAAACCCACCAAAUUUGAUUUUAAACCAGAUCCAGCUGUAUCCAUUCACUGUUCUUAUUCCCCGUAGUUUAGCUUUCCUUUGGCUAAGGGUGUGAAGUUCCUCCUUAGGUGUUGGAUAUACAGCUCAGCUCUAUUUUAUAACCCAAAGGCCAGUGCAGCAGCUUCUGACUCCCUUUUAAGAAUGUAAGCAUAUUGAAGCGUAAAACAGAAGAAGGCUCAGUGUUUCCUUUUUUACAUAAAACUUACAUCCUGUCAAGUUUUCAUCCUCAUGAAGAGUCCCUAAAAGAUCGGGAAAAGCAAAUAUUUUUUCAGUUCUACUUGUUUCUUAACAAUCUUGAUGAAAGGAAAAGUUCAUUAUUUCGCUGAGAUGACAUAUUACUUAUCUGUAUUAAAUAGUCUAGAAGUGAAGGGGGUGGUCACACUUGCCAUGUAUAGUGUUAUGAGCAGUUAAAUUUUAUGAAUAUAUUUGUAAAAUUGUUCUUUUAUAUUUCAUGUCAGAUUGAAAGUUUAUUUCUUCACUAUUGUACCUGUGGAAAUAUAAGCCAUUUUCCAGGAAAAAUCUUCAGAAACUAUUAAAAGAAUCUCAGAAUAUUUGUGAUUCUUUGUCUUUAGAUUCUAUGGUUGUUGCUGAGUUCAGCAGAAUAUUCAGUAGGAUAUUGAUACAAAGGUAUAUUUGAUUUUCACAUUUCUUAAUCUAAAUUGAUCCCCAGUGUGAAUUUAGUGUUUUUUGUUUUGCACGAUAUGUAUUUAAAUGUUGAUUCUAAAAGCCCCCUUAAUUUUUUUUUAACAAAUUCCAUUGGUGCUAUUGAAUUAUCACUUCACUGUCACAUAACUCUGAUUUCCAGAAGAAUUUUACCUGGAUUGUAGAAUUAAUGGGUUUUCUUCAAGGUUGUUACAGUCAUAUUGUUACGUUUGUGACAUUCUGCAUUCACUUUUAACUACAUACAGAUUGUAUAAGCCUUCAAGCAUUAAACUAAUAUGUCUUUCCUAAGAAAAAUUAUGUAUUUAUGACAGUUUUUUUUUCUCAUCAACUUUCCAUACCAUAAGUCCUAGUACUCUUUAGGGGAAUACAUUUUGUAUUUCCACAAAAAUAAAAACUUUUUAUGUAGGAUUUUAUU